Entelurus aequoreus (snake pipefish) is the source of this 1336-nucleotide messenger RNA. RefSeq names its product F-box protein 2 (gene fbxo2). NCBI's taxonomy places the organism in Eukaryota, Metazoa, Chordata, Actinopteri, Syngnathiformes, Syngnathidae. The record is from RefSeq and is a predicted model, not a curated record. Gene Ontology annotation, molecular function: ubiquitin protein ligase activity. The coding region runs from base 141 to 671 and encodes 176 amino acids. Gene Ontology annotation, cellular component: cytoplasm; SCF ubiquitin ligase complex. Gene Ontology annotation, biological process: glycoprotein catabolic process; SCF-dependent proteasomal ubiquitin-dependent protein catabolic process. The transcript has 6 exons.
ACGGAUGCUCCCUCCCCACCCUUGCAAUAAAAAGCCCCCGCUGGCACGAGGACGCUUCAUCGCUGCAGAGGAGCUCAAGUGUCCCGACAAAUAGACUCAACCUCAACUCGCCCUUUGGAGCCACUCAGCGUGCUGUCGUCAUGGCUAGAAACCUGCUAAAGAAUCCCAAUGGAGAAGAGCAGCUGGAAUUCUGGGAGCUGACGGAGAACGGUGGAAGCCAGUGGAGGGUGGAGGACAUGCCGGGAGACUGUGGCCAUGACUUCAGCGAUGCAGCUGUGACAAAAUACUUUGCAACCUCCUUUGAGCUGUGUCUGAAGAGACAGCUGAUUGACUUACCAGAGGAAGGCUUCACUAGUGAACAGCUGGAUGCACAACCUGUUGUAGCAGUGGAAGACUGGUACUGUGGGAGGCAAGAUUGCGGCUGCACCUACCAAAUGACCGUGUGUCUGCUUGAUGACAACCAAGAGGUCUUGGAGGAGUUCAAACCUGAGCCCGUUACCUUGGACCCGGAUACUGACGACUGUUCAUGGAAACAGGUCUCCCACGCAUUUUCAGAGUAUGGCCCCGGUCUGCGCUACAUCUCCUUUGAACAUGGAGGGAGCGACAAAAAGUACUGGGAAGGGUGGUUUGGAGUGAGGGUGACUGGGAGCUCUAUUACUGUACAGGUCUAAAUAACACAGAAAUAACAAUGUAUUGUAUUACAUUGGUGUGAUACUUUAAAUAAGACCACCUUUGCCUUAUGUAUCGAGCUUACACCUCUGCUCUCCUAAUAGUACUGAUAUUUUCCCUGUGUUAAUAAACAGACAACAGUAUAUGCUGAAUAACGUAGCGUAGAACUGCACUGCACCAUACUGAAAAGUUGUUCAUAAUACCAAUUAGCUGUGAGUGACAACCGGAUAACUUUCAUUUCAGUUUGAUAGCAACUGUUUAUUUAACAUUAAAAUAAUAAAAACAACACAAAAUGAACUGUUGUACAAGGUUAUUACAGUAGCACACUUGAGUAAUCACAGUUGUUCCAUGUACAAUUCAAAGCUAUGUGUAUUAAAGCAAAUAUGCCAUAAAUCUGAAUUUAUUCACACAAAAACAGGACUAGUCACGCACAAGAGUUUAAAUUAUGGUUAAAGGUAUGAGGAAUUAAAAAAAUAAGGUUUUUUAAUGAAUGUUUGAAACACUGAGACGCACUAUUUAUGUUAAACAACUUUUAUACAUUUUUAAAUCAAACUUGAAUCUAAUUUGAUGUUGAUGUUUUGUACUAAUACAAAAGAAAAGUAUUGUUUCGGUACAAAAUAAUCUUAACAUCAAUAUAUAAUCCUUCAGGUUUCAACUCCGAGUAGAG